Helicoverpa zea (corn earworm) is the source of this 5354-nucleotide messenger RNA. RefSeq lists its product as uncharacterized. Gene Ontology annotation, molecular function: protein binding. The record is from RefSeq and is a predicted model, not a curated record. The transcript has a single exon. The coding region runs from base 34 to 2346 and encodes 770 amino acids. NCBI's taxonomy places the organism in Eukaryota, Metazoa, Arthropoda, Insecta, Lepidoptera, Noctuidae.
UUCGCGGUCCAUUGUCGGACGCCUUGAGGCAACAUGAAUGUGAGAAAGAGUUUGGACGUGAGGCUGAUCGCCUUGUGCACCACCUGCCUGCUGCUGCCCGCCAUAGCCUGCCCCUCCCAAUGCAUCUGCAAGUGGAAGAACGGCAAGCGAUACGUCGAGUGCUCAGAGAAAGACCUCAAAACAAUCCCCAAUACCCUCGACCCAGAAACACAAGUACUAGACUUCACAGGGAACGAUCUACAAGUUCUACAAAAAGAAACUUUCCACAAAUUAAACUUGCUCAAUCUUCAGAAAAUCUACCUACAAAGAUGUAGAUUACAGAAAAUCGAUAACCACGCGUUCAAAGGUCUCGCGAACCUCGUCGAGUUGGAUCUCUCCAACAAUUACUUGACAGUCAUACCGUCGACCAACUUUGUUUUCUUCCCGUCGCUAAUGAGGCUCUCGCUCAACAACAACCCAAUAACGAGCAUAAAAACUCACUGCUUUCAACAUUUAUCGUACUUGAAUACUUUGGAGCUGAGCGAUUGCAAAAUAGAAACAAUAGAGCGAGAAGCUUUUUCCGGCCUCAACCACCUGGAGUGGCUGCGACUGAACGGCAACCGGCUAUCAAAUAUUCAAGGUGAAAAUUUAUUCCCCGAUACGCUGCGAGGGAUCAACUUGCAAAAUAAUAAUUGGAAUUGCGAUUGCCAUCUCAGGGAUUUACAUAGUUGGUUGUUGAAUUUCAAUAUGCCGCACGCCGUCGAACCAAUUUGCUCCCUCCCUGAACGUUUGAGGAAACGGACGAUCACGAGCGUCGCAGAAAACGAGUUGGCGUGCUUACCGAAAAUGAGCCCUACGUCCGUGUUCUUAGAGACGAACACGGGCAACAACAUAACCCUCGAGUGCUUAGUGAAAGCGAUACCCGAAGCGAAAAUAACCUGGUUAUAUCAGGGCCAGAUCAUUCAUAAUUAUUCGAGCAUGUUACCGGACGCACGCGACCUGUAUUACGUGGAGAACGGCGUUACGGAUAAAAAGAGCGAAUUGUACAUAUUCAAUAUCGGGAACGACGACAAUGGAACGUACUCAUGCAUCGCCGAGAACCCCGCAGGCAGGUCUCGAGCCAACUACACAAUACGAAUUCUAGUGAAAGAGGAGCCCGUCGUUAUAGUGGUCACGUUCCCACAGAGACACUUGGUAGUCAUAGUCACCGUAGUCUUUCUUAUUAUCGUCUUACUCAUAGCUAUAAUAGCAGUAGUAUUAUUGAAAUUUAAAACAGACACGCGAAGUCGCAAGAAAAAGGAAAGCGGCAAGGACGUGGCGUUAUGUAAUCAAAUUUUGCCUUCGAACAGGGGGAAUGGGAUGCCUAAAAAUAAUGGUAGUGUGAUUGUUAACGCGCACUCUCAUCACGCGCUGCACUACACAGUACAAACAAACCGUGAUUACGAGUCGAGCGACGUGUAUCAAAGCAAUAACAUGAAAGGCUUUGUCGACAGGAACCCCGACCUAAUUAGCGACGCGGAAACUGUAGCUAACAAUGCGCAAAACGAGAACACAGUGUUAUCAGUAUACAAAGCUCAAACCGCGAGCGGCGACGGUUUCCAAGAGGAAACCGCAUUCACCGCGCCGACAAUACCCCGCCAGGUCACGUGGCAGGAUCAACAGACCAUCAACAUGCCGCAGAACACAAUCAACAACAUGUACCAGCACUCGGCGGACGUCCACCUCAAUCCGGGGUGCUUUUUAGAUAACGAAGGCUAUCCGUACGACUACGGUCUGCCGAAACAUCCCUGUCGGCCGCCAAUUAUGUCCAACUAUUCUGUAGUCGGUCCGUUUUAUCAGACACUACCGCACAAUCGGCCAAAGGGUCAGAAGCUUGUUUGUAAAUUCGCAAAAGACACGGAGUUUAACGCCCCCACGCCGCCCACUUGUCCUAAUUUUGAGAUGCCUUUUGGGCCGGGCAACGUGCGGCGUACUUUGGAGGGGUACCCCGUGCCGCGGAACAGGCAGAUCGCGUUUGUGGGUAACGGGACGGUGUAUUAUAAUGAGGAGUUCGUGCCGUCGCCGCCGGAGGGCUACAAGACGGAGCCGGUGCAGUGCUGCGCGCCCGCGGAGGCGUGCAGUUCGUGGGUGAACCCGAAGGGUACGUGUGCAGUGAUGGUGCCGAUGAGUGUGGCGGAGGGCCCGGGCCGGUGCUACCAGGUGGAGACCCGGUGCGUCGACACUCAGACCACGGACGCUCGGCUGCCCGGCGAGGGCACGGAGUCAGUGCUCAAGCCUUUACCGCAAGUGUCUAACGCGAAGUGCGCCGCUGACAUAUGUUCGGAGAGCCCCGACGAGGGCUACGUCGGUGACGCUAACGACAUCUGACGACGACGCCAGGUCGAUAGCGCUUAAACAGGGCAAUUUAGACGCUAACAAAGUGAUAAAGCGACUGAGUAUAAAGUAGUUUUGUAAAUAUAUGAGCUCGCGGCGACGGCGAAUGGAGGCGGAAUUCCAUUACUUAGCGAACGAUCCUGUUUCAUCCCUGUUUUGCAAUUUUAUAUAUUUUAUAGUGUAAGUCCGUUUGAUACCGCCUUUGUUCCGCUGUCGUCGAUAACGGUUAGCCAAAUAUCAUUUUCAAAGUUACGUUUUAUUAGGGUUACCUUUGUUUAGUUCUAGAUUUUUUAUUAAAGUAAAUAGUAAAAGUUUUAAUCAAAUCGUUUAUUUAUAGUAAAAUUAUUUCGUUUGUCAAUUAAGAUUUUGUAAGUAGACAUUCCAUUGUUGUCAUAUUUUAGCAGAUAUUCUUAACGAAAUUGUUAAUAGCAUUUUUUAUCAAUGAUUGCAUUGUUUUUUUUUUUUUCAUGUUUACAUUGCAAUAACGUCGAAUUUAUACCACAACACCAGUAAUAUAAAUGUUACUAAAUAGUUAUGUUAUUUUUGGUCCUGUUAAUCUUACUCUUAAAUAUUUUCACAGCGUAAAAUAUUUCAAAUAAUAAAUAAUUUAAGUGACCUCUCUAGAUCGAUGUUAAUAAACAUAAAAAUUAAUUUGAAAUCCAUUAAGUCAAUUUUAUUUUUGCUUAACAGCUAAGGCUGUGCGCAAAUGAUCAUGAAUUUACUGAUAAAAUUACUUCAAUACCAGUUUCCACGAAACUGCUUAUUGAAAAAUUUUCAUUUUAAAUAUUAAAAUGAACUGUUUCUAGCCGUUACUACAAAGAUAAAAUAAUAAACUCAUUUUAUUGAAAGUAUUUGGCAAUGCGCGAUUGAUUUUGUCUUCAAAAUAAAAUUGCUUACAGUAAGCACAGGCUUAGUAACAAAAUUGAACAUUGUUUGUCACUGAGUUCAUAAAAGUCCAAUAAAAUUGUCACAAAAAUAAAUAACAGAAUCACUACAAGUCAAAACAAAACAGUUUUCGACAUUAUUUUGUUUGUCAGUAGUAACAAAAAUAAUUUUGUAACAUUUAUGAAAAAUUAUUGUAAAAGUUAAAAACUGAAAUUACAGUCAAGAUAAAUGGGGAAUCUACUGAUCUUACAUAACUCAAUAUUUUUAAUAAUAAGUGUGUAAAUACUGUGUAAAUAUUAGUUAACUUACUUUCUGUAAUGGAUUAAGUAGCUGAUGUUAAGUAUUAAAUUGAUAUCAGGGUAUCCCCUAAGAAUAGAUUGUGGUGUUUCGAUGACGUUUGUUUCAAACGUUUUACAAUAUAUUUUAUUUGUAUUUAUUUUCUUCAAUUAGUUUUGUAUUUGAUACAUAUUUUGUUAGCGUUGUGUAGAAUAUUAACUAGUGUUCAGAAUAAAAAAAAAACAUUUACAUUGAGCAACUACCUGACUCCUUUUUCGCAUGAACGAUGGAUUACUAUCUGGUCAGUCUAAAAUAUACAAAUAAAACCCAGUUGCUUAAUGUCUCCUUAUCUAAUAUAUAUUUUAAUAUUGUCUAUCUAUUUGUUUGUCAAGCUUGCAUGCCAUUUAAAUUUGGUAUAGCCUUUUUAUAUGCUGGUGAUGAAAGAAGAUCCCUCGGGCAUUUCAGUUAAUGAGAAUAAAUGGCUUAUCCAAAAACAUCGGAUAAUAAUGAAGUCAGGUGUAAAAUCAUUACCGACAAUGUUUGCAAAGCUUUACCGAUUAAAUCUGUUGCCGCUUAACGUGUUAAAGGAACCAAUCCCGAUAAGUACUUAUGUAAUAUCGGUAAUACUUGUAUGGCGUAGUUAAAUGGUAGGUUCAAGUAAAAAAUUCAGUUUCAUAGUUGAAACAUUGAGUUUGUAAAUUAUAGUGAAACUGUUCGAUUAAUUAAAUCAAGGAAGGCUGCGAAGCUUGCAAACGAGGCUUACGAAGAAAUUUGCGAUGAGAUAUCCUCUCAAAGAAGUGACGUGAAUAUCACUGAAAACGUUUAUGUCCAUUUUUUAUGAUAAACCAUUGAUACAUGUACACACCAUAUUAAAUCAUUUUUCAUAACCUCAAAUAUGUGUACAAUGUUAUGUGUGGUCGCCACAAAAAGUUCGGACACACUACAUAAUAGCAUAUACAUUAACCCUUUUCCGCAUUCUGAUAAAAAUACACAAAGAAUAACAUCGAAAACUGGACGCCAAUCGAUAAAGGAAACCGGAUACCGAACAAAGGACCAGUCUUUGUGGUCCACCGGUUCGCACAACCCUCCCCAGAAAUUAACUAUAUUUACGACACCAUUAACUUGUUCCCAUAACCUUGAGUAAUUAUACCAGGUUUUGGAUGUUAGCCAAACUCAUUAAUAAUAACUUCUAACUAUUAAAGAGACACUCCAACUUAAUUUAUUAAUUAAUUAAUAGAGUAACAACCUUAAUUACUAACUACAUAAGUUUGAUAUUUAUUUGGGUUGUAAUCUGAAUGUCUGGGAGUAUAUCAAAGGGACAUGAUAGGGAAAUACGGCUUUGCAAAAAGACGUAAUCUAAGAACAUUCAAAGCCUUUGAACAUCAUCAAUGAUUAACUUAAGCCAUACCUACACAAUAUUGAUCUCGAGUCACAGCUUAUUAGUUUCAAAAGAACUCAGAAACACCUAGUAGGAUUUAGAAAAUCCAUUCCGAGCAAAAAGGAUUUAAAAUCCAGCAUUAAACGGAUUAAACAAGGGAAAAUUCGGCGUGGAAAUUGUGACAGGUGAAUGAAAAAUUAAGUUAGAAAAGUUACAUCAGGAUAAAUGGGGGACAGCUCUGUCUAAUGGCCAAUGAUUAUUGUAACUGGGGCUUUGGCCCGAAGUUUUGGCAGAUAACUGGGACUCUAUUACUCAAUGUCGGAUCUCGUUAUGUGAUGCUGAAGACUAGGACGUAAUUGUUGUCUCUGAUGGUGGUGGAGGUGAUCAACAUUGAUUCGACUUUUAUGUUAAAGAGUGGGGUUACGUUUUUAUUAUUCAAUAAAGAGAUUAGUUGUAAUUUGAG